AUGGCUGAGGAUCUUCAAUGCUUGAAGGACUUACUUGAUUCUGGAACAAAACACGCAAGCUACUCAGAAUACCUUCCAGGGUUGUUUGUUGAUUCUGUUCAAUAUUUUAUUGAAGAAGUUUUAGAACAUUUUCAUGAAACAGAUCCUUCAAAGAUUACAGUAGAUGAAAUCAAGCAGUUUAUUGAGGGACAUUCAGAAUACGAAUUCCUUCUUCCUUUCCUUCAAUAA
Messenger RNA from Trichomonas vaginalis G3, 228 nucleotides. RefSeq lists its product as uncharacterized. The record is from RefSeq and is a predicted model, not a curated record. Bases 1 to 228 code for a protein of 75 amino acids. The transcript has a single exon. Lineage: Eukaryota; Parabasalia; Trichomonadida; Trichomonadidae.